UUUGAAUGGUUUCAAAGUUUUUUUCUAAAAGAAAUAGAAAAUUAAUCAAAUGUUGUUUAUUCAAAAAAUUUGGAUUUUACUGCUUUUUAAAGAAGAAUCAGAUUAAAGUGCUCUCUAUAAUAGAAAUAUUUAAAUCAAAGAAUGCUGUCUUAUAGCAGAGAAGAGAGACCAGCAACUAUCGACUAUAUAAUUCUAUGAAAUUCUCAAACUUUCGGGCUCUUGAACUCUUCGGAGUGCAAUAAAAUUUAUUUAAUACCUGGAACACUUAGGUGUCCAAAAUGUAGAAACAAUAAAAUAUUUAAAAUUAAUGAUCGAGAGUAACACUGACAAGUCACUUCAACCUUAAAGAGUGCAAUAAAAUCUAAGAUAGAAUAAAGGCCGAAAAUUAGGGUAAUCAAGUACCUGAACUCUUUUAAAUGAGGAUUGAAUUGAGAAAAUCCUCUAAAAAAUUUCAAAAUCACGUAAAGGUACUCCAAAGUAGACAAAACUAGUUGUUUUCUUCAGAACGAAGAUGUAUAAAUCUAAUUUUAAAAAAUGUAACAAACUAACAAAUUGUAUACUACAGACAUCUUGUGGUCAGAGUGCCAACUAAAAAUUCCAGGCGACACGGAAGAGCCAUUUCUGGACUUCUACGUAAGACAGUAUUCUUUGUUUAAACCAAAGAAAAAGGACUGAACCUCUACAUAUGUUAUAUACAUGUCUGCCUAUUCUCUUUGAUUUUAAGGUUAUGUUUAUGAUCGUGCAUGCUAGGUGAAAAUCAAAGUAUUGUUUAUUUUUGUUGUCAAAUCAAAAAAUAAAAAUGGAUGAAAUAUUGAAAGAUCCACGUUUCGCACAUGUUCCAAAGGAUCCAAAAUUUAGAAAGAUUCCUAAAAAUGAAAGGAAAGUAAAAAUAGAUAAAAGAUUUCAGUCUAUGUUCAAAGAUGAAAAGUUUACUGUAAAAUAUACAAUAGAUAAACGUGGAAGACCAAUCAGUCAAACAUCUACAGAAAAUUUAAAAAAGUACUACGAUUUAUCAAGUAAUGAAGAUGAUAGUGACGAAGAUGAAAUUAAACAAAAUGAAAAAAUAAGAACAAGCAAGAAAACUAAAAAAAAUAAAAUUACAAAUUCAUCAAAACAAAAAACUAAACCUAAAGAUAAAAAUAUUACUGAUGAUGAUGAUAGUGAUAGUGAUGAGACAAAUAAGAACAUACAUAUUGGUGAGGAUGAUAUUAGAAAUGAUUUGGAUGAAUCUCAUACUUCAAGUGAUUGUAAAUCAAUUUCUACCGCUCUUGAAUUAAAUGAAAAUGAAAAGCAAUUAAAUUUACGACGAAAAAAUGAACAAAGUACCAUAAAUCCUAACAUAAAGAAAAAACUUAAAGACUUAACUAUUGAUUAUGCAAGAGGAGAAGGAACAUUAUUCUCUGACAGUUCCUCUGAUGAAGAAUCAUCAGAAGACGAGAAUGAUGAAGAUAUUGAACACAAUUGGGGAGAACUGGAUAAAGAUGCUGACACAACCGAAGAAGUUACAUCACGUUUAGCAGUUUGUAAUAUGGAUUGGGAUAGAAUUCGUGCAGUAGAUUUAAUGGUUUUGCUGAAUUCUUUUCUACCUCCAGGAGGUUUAAUACACUCUGUUACAAUUUAUCCAUCGGAAUAUGGUUUAAAACGAAUGAAAGAAGAAGAAAUUAAAGGUCCUAUUGAAUUAGUAGAUAAUAAAACAGAAGAAGAAUCUGAUAAUGAUACCCACAGUAAUGAUCAUGAUGAAAAUAAUAGUGAAAAUGAAGAAGGAUCACAGUUUCAUAGAGAAAAAAUGAGACAGUACCAACUAAAUAGACUGAAGUAUUACUAUGCAGUUGUAGCUUUUGAUUCUGAAGAAAGUGCAAAUAAAGUAUACACGGAGUGUGAUGGGAUAGAAUAUGAAUCAACUGCUACCAAGUUAGAUUUACGAUUUAUUCCUAACGAUAUGGAAUUUGAUCAUGAACCUAAAGAGGUUUGUAGUAAAUUACCUGAAGUUACUAAAUAUCAGCCAAGAUCGUUUACAACAACUGCUCUGCAACAAGUUAAAGUUGAACUUACUUGGGAUGAAACUAAACCAGAAAGAAAAGAAAUAACUCAAAAAUUAAAUUCCGGAAAAAUUGAUGAUGUUGACGAUAGUGAUAUUCAAGCUUAUCUUGCAAGUGGAACCAGUGAUGAAUCAGAUGUUGAUGAAAUUGAUGUUCACGAAAAAAGUGAGGCAAAUUCUAAUGUUCAAGUAAAAGAACAUUCAGAUCCUAUUGAAAAAUAUAAAUCUUUACUAAAAUCAAUCGAAGAAAAAGAGGAAGAAAAAAAGAAGAAAGAAGUUGAGUUAGAAUUUACUUGGGGAUUGGGAAUAAAAGAAAAGACCGAAAAAUUAGUUAAAGAAAGAAUGAAAAAGAAAGAAAAUUUAACACCUUUUGAACAAUUUUUGGAGAAACGAAAAGAAAAGAAAAAAGCUAAAUUGGAAGAAAAAAAGAAAACGAAACAAUCCGAUAUAAAUGGAGAGUCUUCUAAUGAAGAAGAGUCUGAUAGUGAAGAUUCUAUUCCUUCAGAUGUAGACAUGAAUGAUCCAUACUUUGCAGAAGAAAUGAAAAAUAUGAAGCAAAAAAAUAAAAAAAUUAAAAGUAAAAAGAUCAAUCAUGAUUCUGACGAUGAAGAAAAGAUACAGAAGAAAUCAGAAUUAGAGUUAUUGAUGUUGGAUGAGGAUGAUGGGAAACAUCAUUUUGAUAUGAAUAAGAUUGAAGAAAAUCAAAUGCUUACAAAAUCUAAAAAGAAAAGACUGAGUAAGAAAAAGAAAAAGCAAGUGAAAGAAGUAGUUGAAGAUAACUUUGAAGUUAAUGUGAAUGAUCCUAGAUUUUCUGCACUUUUUUAUUCACAUUACUUCAACGUUGAUCCUGCUGACCCUCAUUAUAGGAAAACUAAGGGAACCGAAGCUUUAAUCAAUGAAAAGUUUAAGAGACGAGCUAACCAAAAUGAAGACAAGGAUUUACCCACAAAACAAUUGAAAAAAGAUGAAGCAACAAAGGAUGAUAUUGCAGCCCUUGUAAAAAUGGUGAAGAAAAAUACUAAGAAUAUAUUAAAACCUAUAAAAUAGUAAUUUAAUAAUUAAUCGAUACAUUUUGUAUAUAAAAAUAAUAUUAAACGUUUUU
Chelonus insularis is the source of this 3140-nucleotide messenger RNA. Its product is annotated as ESF1 homolog. The transcript is spliced from 3 exons. Gene Ontology annotation, cellular component: nucleus. Gene Ontology annotation, molecular function: RNA binding. Gene Ontology annotation, biological process: rRNA processing. Bases 800 to 3085 code for a protein of 761 amino acids. The record is from RefSeq and is a predicted model, not a curated record. Lineage: Eukaryota; Metazoa; Arthropoda; Insecta; Hymenoptera; Braconidae.